Molecule: messenger RNA, 2000 nt
Organism: Gekko japonicus
Lineage: Eukaryota; Metazoa; Chordata; Lepidosauria; Squamata; Gekkonidae
Product: interferon-induced protein with tetratricopeptide repeats 5-like
Exons: 2
Coding region: 91-1533 (480 amino acids)
Biological process (GO): defense response to virus
Cellular component (GO): cytosol
Molecular function (GO): protein binding
Source: RefSeq, a predicted model, not a curated record
CCGUCUUUAUAGAAAGGCUAUCCAGGUUACUUGACAACAGACCAGGAGAAAAGACCAGGUUACUUGACAACAGAUAUUAACUUGGAAAUCAUGAGUGAGGUUUCCAAGGAUUCUUUACAGAGGAUCCUGCUGCAGCUCGAAUGCCACUUCACUUGGAUGUUGCUGAAGGAGGACAUCACUCCCAAGGAGCUGGAGGAAAGGAUUGCAGAUCAGCUUGAAUUUUUACCGGCCGAAUCCAAAAUUCAAAAUUAUAACCUGCUAGCCUACGUAAACCAUUUGAACGGCAAGAAAGAAGCCACUCUGGAACAUUUACAGAAAGCUGAGGAGGCCGUGCAAAUAGAGUGCCCAAAGGAGGUUGAAAAGGCAAGUCUUGUUACCUGGGGCAACUAUGCUUGGGUGUACUACCACAUGGGCCAGCUUGAAAAGGCACAAGAGUACAUAAAGAAGGUGGAAUGCACCUGCAAACAAAACGGAAGUGCCUCUCCUUAUAAGAUGAAGCUCCCACGUAUCUACUGUGAAAAGGGGUGGGCACUCCUCAAAUUUGGGGCAAGCUAUUAUGAAAAGGCCAAGGAGAGCUUUGCAAAAGCAUUGGUGGAAGAGCCCCAGAACCCAGAAUUUAAUUCAGGCUAUGCAAUCACAUUGUACCGUAUGGAAGAUUAUUAUGAAAAACAAUCUUCUGCAGAAGGGUCGUCGCUGGAGCCCUUGAGACAUGCGGCAAGUCUGAAUCCCGAUGAUCCUUUUGUUGUGCCUGUCUUUGCAGUGAAACUGCAGGAAGUUGGUCAAGCUGAAGAAGGGGAAAAGUAUAUUAAGGAAGCCCUUGAAAAAAAUCCAGACGUUCCCUAUGUACUGAGGUAUGCUGCCAAAUUUUACAGGAAAAAUGGCGAUGUCAUUAAAUCCCUGGAGCUUUUGAAGAAGGCACUAGGGUUGACACCAAACUCCAGCUUUCUGCAUCAUCAGAUUGGCCUUUGUUACCGAGCACAGUUCCUUGAGAAGAAAAGGGCCAGAUGCCAUGACAGAGAAAAGAUGGAGGAGCUGAUCAGAUGUUGUAUUUUUCACUUCCAAAAAGCGGUGGAGCACAAACCCAAGUUUGUCUAUGCUUAUCUGGACCUUGCCGGCAUGUAUGGAGAAGCAAAGCGUCUUCAGGAAGCAGAGGAAACAUUUCAGAAAGUAUUUGCUAUGACCAGGCUAACUUGUGAAGACAAGCAGCUGCUCCACUUCUCAUACGGCCGCUUUCAGCAGUUUCAUAAAAAUUCAGAAUCGCAAGCCAUGAAACACUAUCUGGAAGGGCUGAAGAUGGAAAAAGAAUCAUUUCCAAGAGAAAAGUGCAAAGUGGCUUUGAAGAAACUGAUAGGAAAUAAAAUCAACAAAAGCCCAGGAGACGCAAAGAGCUUUGGCAUCCUCGGGUACAUUCACCAACUCAGUGGGGAAAGGCGCCAAGCCGUUGAGUGCUACGAACGAGCCCUGGAGAUGGAUCCUGACAAUGAAGAAUACCUCAGUGCUCUCUGGGCCUUGAGACUUUCUUUGCAAAGCUAAACCUUCCCAUGUGUGCUCAUGAAUGUAUCAAAAUUCAGAACACUCUACUUACUCCUCACUUUACUUUAGACAUUACUUAGACCACAUAAAUAACAUAUUAUAUUACAAAGGAAUGCCUCAUAAAAGAAAUCUUGGCAUUGAGUUUUUGAUAAAUAGGCUUAUGGGUGGAGGGAGAUCAGCAUUAGAGAGUCUUGAGCCCAAGUAAUUUCCAAGGUAAUAUUUUUGUCUCAACCAUUCUAUAAUUCCUCAGCACUUCCUACUGCUCACGGGGUAGAUUUACACUGAAAAGUCUGGAUUGGAUAUCUUCAUCCCUGGAUGCUGUUUGGCCAAAGGAUAAUAAUUGAGUUAAGAGCCUAGAGAGAGUUAGCUUGGAUUCUGAUGGACUAAAGGACUAUGAUCUGCUUAUAUUGCAGUGGACAGCAAUGUAGAGAAUGUUCACGCUAAGGCCUUUGACUACUAAAACUAAG